CACAGUUACAAUUUGCCGGGGAGACCGGGCAGGAGGACGGCUUCAUGACUUUGUGUUUCGUUGCAAGAGGGUAAAACCGUGAGCAUUAUAAAACGAAUCCUAUGCAAUGCGUAAACAAGGAAAGCGAAUGUCUGUGGAGAAUUGAUAAAGAUGAAGACAGAAAAAAGAAAGUCUGUAUUUUUGAAUUGUGCCUCAUUAUUUGUUCAAGAUCUCAUCGCCCAUCGAUUAGUUGUGCCGUAAACUAAUUCCAGAUACUCCACAACGGGGUGCCAGAAAUAUACCUAUUGUUCACUCCCCUUACAUAAUAGUUUUGUUCUGGAGAGGGGAUUUGACCAAUCGAAUCUUCAUUAUGCAAGGAUAAUAGAAAUGGGUGCAAUCGAACCGAAAAGGAUAAUCUCAGUAUUGAUGGACGUUAAAUGGAAAUGUGGGGCUAUUCGCGCUAAGUUGGCAACGGGAUAAACAUCGCGUACUCUUUAAGAAAACUCGUCAACAGCUUGUUAGCAUAGUAGUUCUAUAUUUACCAUCAGUGUAUUAAGUGAGUGUUGGAGACAUUAGUUUCUCUUUCUCACAGUGUCAACCCAUUUUUCUCGUGAAAUAGUCUGGAUACUAAAGGGAUAACGACCUAAUUAGACACGUGGAAUCUAUUUUUCAAGACUAUAAGUAGAGAAUAUAUUCUAGUCAUCUGUCUUUGUUGGCAUGACCAUUUAACAACUGUUUAUUCUUAUAUCAGUUAAGAUCACGCCAGUACCACCGGCACAAGUGCCAAUCUUGAACAAAACUAUUAUACCACAAUCUGUGGUUUGGAGAGGCGAUGUGACUUCAUUCAACGGCUCAUUAUACGUUCCAUGAUUAGUGAUUAACACUGACAUUGAACAAAGUGCAUUGAUUGGGAUUUCUAAUCUGAGUGGAUCCUUUGUGACGCGCGAGGACCACUUAAAGUGGAAAUUGAUAUAAGAUUGCGAAGUCCAUCUAGGUUCUUCUGAUAAUACUUCUUGAAGACUAAGAGAGUAUAAAGCACGAUGUUGGCCAAGAAGCUCCUGAAGAUUGUUCGAGAACCCUCUGCCGUUUCCCAGAAGAGCGGUGAAGGCAACGAUUCUAGUGGCGACGGAACCAUCUCAGAGACGAGUGUGACCUCUACCAGACUCGGUGGCCUCUCUCGGAAAGGUUCGGUGUGGUCACAGGUAGCCAAGAAACUCUCGCAGAAGGAAACGCAGAAAGCCCUGGUGCCACGCGUCAAGUACGAGAACACCUAUCAACUCUCCCCGGAAGACAGCUGCAAAUUUGACGCCACCAAGGUGCAGAACUUCGUCGAGGAACUCCUGGCGAUACGCCUGAAAACGGAGGAGUACAACCCAAGGACGGUAUCUUCCCUGACGACGAACUUGUCGGACGUCAUCAAGGGGCGAAUCAAGAAGAUGGGGUUCAAGAGGCACAAGAUCGUCUGUCAUCUUGUUAUUGGAGAACAAAAUAGUCAAGAUAUGCAUGUCACAAGUCGCUGCGUCUGGGAUACUAACACGGAUAAUUCAGCAACGGCAAGGUACUCGAACACAUCACUUUUCGCCGUGGCGACUGUUUUUGCUGUGUACUUCGAGUAAAAAAAAAAGAUCUCAACAACCAGAGGAAUAAUUGCCAAGAACAUGAUCUUGAACCGCACAUUCACAGUACCGGUGAGUGUGACACACGGGUAUGUGCCCUAUAGAUUGGACGUCUUGGUAAAUGUUCCUCGGAAUAUUGAAAUGUCAAUGAAUAACAGUGGCAGAUAUCAUCUACAACUCCUUUCUGUACAGUGUUGUACUAUUGUUACGUUCGUGGAAUUCUUUGCAUGGGGUAUCUUUCCACUGUCAAAUAUAUUAUUACAAACUAGGAUGAACUUUCCAUUUAACAGCCGUUGGUGGCAUAUAAUUCAUGAAAAUAACCUACAUUAUGACGUUUUUAGUAAUAUAAUUAUGUUCUCAUUUAAUGUCUUCUAAAUUCUGAUUUGUAAUAUAGCAAAUUAUUUGUUCAAAUCAUUGUGAAAUCGAAUGUUUGAAUUGUAAUUAUUUAUGAUAUUGUCUAUUCGAAGCUAGAUUUUAAUGUUAUAUAUUCCGAUCUGGAAAUUUAUAUAUAAGACUUCCGAUUCUUGUCUCAUUAAAUUCGCCAGCAAGAAAUAUAAGCAGAGCGCCACCCUUUAAAAAAAAAAUCAUGCUGGCAUGUAAGUUGAAUUGAAUUUGGAUAAAGUUAAUAACAUAUUGAAAGUAAUUUGGACUCAUUUGAAUUUUAUUGACAAAUAAUGCAGAAACGAAAAAAUUAAAUACAAUGAAUGAUUUCAAACCGAGGUUGCUUGAAACUGUCUUUGGCUAAGGACCCUGAAUUCCCAACUGAAUCCGACUCAAGAUCUGGAAGUCGGGUCAUACCGGAGACAAUACAUUUGAUAUUGUACUUCUGCCUUCUAGUCAGGCCAUCGGCAUUUCAAAAUGUAGGGUGAUAUUAAUAACAUAUUAUAAUAACCCUUUUAUAUAAAACAUUUAUUACAAAUGAAAAAAUAAACAAACGAAUGACGUAAUCUGCUUGAAGUAAUUGUCAUCAUGUUAAUAUUAUUCAAUGAAAUAUAUGUGAGGGAAAUCAUCAUCAUUAUUUUUUUUUGAGUAAUCAAAGUCUUCAAAAACCUGUUCAAUAGAUAGUGAAAGUGAUCCAUUCUAAAAAAAAAAUGUAUGCUAAAAUCUGGUUCUAUGUUAUGAUGAGAUUUGCUUCAAAACAUCAAGGCCUAUUCCUAUUUUGCCAUUUAUCAUGCACUGAUCGACGAACAAAUGGGUAAUUGGGGGCCCCAUGGCCCCAAAAGUUUCACGACCAAGAAAGAGAAGGAGAAAAUGAAAGAAAAUGUAAGGGAAAGAGGUGAAUAUAUAUAAUAUAAGUUUAUGUAUAUUAUGUCAAUAUCUGUACAAAAAGAUAUGUAUUUUUGUAGGCCCUAUAUAAAGUGGUGCUUAAAUGUUAGUGAUCUUCAUCAGAAAUUGAAAACAAAGUUUUCAAGUUCUACCAUGUUUUAGAUAUUUAAUUAUUUAGAAGUCAGAUGAUAAAAUAUAACAUUUAAUAAAGUAUGUUUCGCUGAACCUUGUUGUUGUCUACAUUCAAGGAGUGCAUUUUGUGGUGGGGUUCACUAACAUUUUAGCACAACUAUACGCCUGGCCCCCUCAAAGUUUUUGUCUCAUUACGCAACUGCUUUUAUGAAAAAAGUUCCGGAUGCAUAUCAAAAGAAUCAACGGAUUAUUGAAGUCAUCACUACUUUUGGAACUUUCGAGAUGGCUUUGGGAAAUAUAUUCAAACCCACAUUGAGAAAUACAUUUACCAAGCAGGCCAACAGCAUGUGUGUGGAUCAUAUUCCUAAUUAAUUUGUAUAGAUGCAUAGAAGCCAUAAAAGCUUAUUUUAAAUCAAAUACUGAUCUAUAAUAAUUAAAUCGAAUCAUAUAUCCUAAAUGAAUAUCAUAAAUUUCUGAAAAUGUAUUUUGGCUGUAUAUAUGUGUAAUCCAAUCGGCUGAAUAUGAAAUAAAGAAAAUUCGAAGAUAAA
Lytechinus pictus (painted urchin) is the source of this 3541-nucleotide messenger RNA. Its product is annotated as dynein light chain Tctex-type protein 2B-like. Gene Ontology annotation, molecular function: dynein intermediate chain binding. Lineage: Eukaryota; Metazoa; Echinodermata; Echinoidea; Temnopleuroida; Toxopneustidae. The record is from RefSeq and is a predicted model, not a curated record. Gene Ontology annotation, biological process: microtubule-based movement. The coding region runs from base 1020 to 1595 and encodes 191 amino acids. The transcript has a single exon. Gene Ontology annotation, cellular component: cytoplasm; cytoplasmic dynein complex.